Molecule: messenger RNA, 360 nt
Organism: Clunio marinus
Lineage: Eukaryota; Metazoa; Arthropoda; Insecta; Diptera; Chironomidae
Source: the annotation of a GenBank genome assembly
AUGAAACGCUCAAGAAGCACUCGUGAAGUGAUUGAGGAGAAAGAGACUCAAGUCUACGUGAACACCAACGAGCCGAAAGAAACGGCAGGCAACACAAAUAACAGUGACUUAGACUUUCACAUUUUUAAAGACGAAGAAAAAGAAGAAAAAAGAUUUAAUUGGAAUGGUAAAAACAAUCUCACAACAGCAUUGAACGAGUGCAUGAACCAAAUGUGUGACAGUUUUCCCUUCGCUUGCAAACCACACACAUUCAAGCAGCUCAAUGAGAAAGUCUUAAAAUGUUCAGAAAAUCAAAUGACAAGAAAUUCAUUGCAACCGGUGCAUAAAACAGCAAAACUACAAAAAACGCAUUGGAUUUGA